Messenger RNA from Hemibagrus wyckioides, 6194 nucleotides. It is a transcript of the gene ncoa3, whose product is annotated as nuclear receptor coactivator 3. The transcript has 24 exons. The record is from RefSeq and is a predicted model, not a curated record. Lineage: Eukaryota; Metazoa; Chordata; Actinopteri; Siluriformes; Bagridae. Gene Ontology annotation, biological process: positive regulation of transcription by RNA polymerase II; cellular response to hormone stimulus. The coding region runs from base 283 to 4803 and encodes 1506 amino acids. Gene Ontology annotation, cellular component: nucleus. Gene Ontology annotation, molecular function: protein dimerization activity; nuclear receptor binding.
ACUCCGUGCUAGGCUUCUCUCUGCGCCCUGGGAGUGUUUCCCAUUUAAACAAACACAGCUAGCGCGGAAGAUGGCGGAGCAUUUAGAAGUGGCUUAAAGGAAACUGUUGUGUUUGAAGUGGACACAUAUUAACCCCGUGGUGGCCUUUUGUUGAAGCUGUAGAUGCCCUCUGUGACUGGGUCUUUAAUCAGAGCUUCCACAUUGACGCUCAAAGGAUGUGAGGUGGAACGAAGUGGAUGUCAUCAUUCUCCACUGCUGCAAAGGUGCUGAUAUGUGUUGAAGAUGAGUGGACCAGGGGACAACUCUCAGGAGUCAUUGGGCUACGACCGGAAACGGAAACUCUCCACUUGUGACACACCAGGACUAGGGUGUGAUAAACGUCGGAGGGAACAGGAGUGUAAAUACAUCGAGGAGCUCGCUGAGCUGAUCUCGGCUAACCUCAGCGACAUCGAUAACUUCAACGUCAAACCGGACAAAUGCGCCAUCCUUAAAGAGACAGUACGCCAGAUACGUCAGAUUAAAGAGCAAGGAAAGGGUUCUUGUGGCGACGAUGAUGUCCAAAAAGCAGACGUGUCCUCUACGGGUCAGGGGGUCAUUGACAAGGACCAUCUGGGCCCUCUGCUGUUGCAGGCGUUGGACGGCUUCCUAUUUGUGGUGAACCGAGAGGGAAACAUCGUGUUUGUGUCCGACAAUGUGACUCAGUAUCUACAGUACAAGCAGGAGGAGCUAAUCAACACCAGUGUCUAUAACAUCCUGCAUCAGGACGACCGUGAGGAGCUGCAGAAAAACCUGCCCAAAGCCAGUGGAGCGAACGGUGUUUCGUGGACAGGAGAUACCUCUCGUCAGAAAAGCCACACCUUUAACUGUCGGAUGCUGGUGAAGUUCGGUCAUGGAGGCCCCGGAGCAGAUGAUGGAGCUGGAAGGUUACGUUAUGAAACCAUGCAAUGUUUCGCUCUUACCCAACCGAAAGCCAUGAUGGAGGAGGGUGAAGACCUGCAGUCGUGUAUGAUCUGUGUGGCGCGCAGAGUGACCACGGUGGAGUGCACGGAGAGGUUCAGCACCAGGCACGAGCUCUCAGGUAAGCUGAUUGAGAUCGAGCAUCAAAGCUCCUUACACACCUCCAUGCGUCCCGGCUGGGAGGAUCUGGUGCGCAGGUGUUUGCAGAUGUUCCUGCAUCACAGUGAAGGCCAGCCCUGGUCCUGUAAACGACACUACCAGGAGGCCUGCAUACGGGGUCGAGCAGAGACUCCGCUGUACCACUUUUCCCUUUCCGAUGGAACUCCAGUAACUGCACAGACACGCAGCGAGCUCUGCCGAAACCCAAAUACCAACGAUCCUCACGGCUACCUCUCCACUCACCUACUGCAGAGGGAGCAGAAUGGUUUCAGACCAAACCAGGGAGGUGUAAUGCGUUCCCAAGCAAUGGGUGGUGCCAACCAUAAUUCCCAAAUGAACAUGACUCCUGGUGGGCAGAUGGGCAUGGGCAAUACCAGAGGCUAUGGCAUGAAUGACUCAGGGCAUAUGGGACCCAGAGGAGGUCCCAUGUAUGGCCCUGGGAACAGAAUGAAUCAGAUGAACUCAAUGCACCAGAUGAAUCAAAUGAAUCAGAUGAACCAGAUGAAUGCGAUGAAUCAGAUGAACCAAAUGAAUCAGAUGAAUCCUGUUAAUCAGAUGAGUCAAAUGAAUUCAAUGAACCAGAUGAACCCCAUGAAUCAGAUGAAUCAGCUUAACCCUAUGAGUCAAAUGAACCAGAUGAAUCAGAUGGGGCAUCCCGGAAUGAAUCAGCACCCACAGCACUUCCAUGGUGGAGGGUAUGGGCUGGGCAUGACCAGUCCAUCCCAUGGUAGUCCAGGUAUGAACCCAUCUCAACAGGGCAUCAUGGGCUCUCCACGGAUACGAGGAAGCCCCAAGAUGGGAGCCAGCCCCUUCUCUCCAGGAGGUAUGCACUCUCCUAUGGGGCCUGUUGGAAUGGCUGGCAAUAGUGGCUCCUCUGGUGGCAGCACUUUCUCAAGCAGCUCCCUCACUGCCCUACAGGCCAUCAGUGAUGGAGUAGGUUCCGCCCUAUCCUCGACUCUCACCUCACCUUCUCAUAAAUCAGAGAGCUCCCCCAGCAUCAACUCCACUCAGCCUGGUCAACCAAACCUGUCUGGCGUCAGUAAAGGGCCUAAUACUGGCGAAACGAAGAGCCCCGCUAGUACCCCUAACACGGGGACGGAUCAGCGACAUACAAAUACGUCAGAAACCUCAACAGAUAAGCCGGAUAGUCAGUGCAACAAAGAUGGCCAGACUGGAGCUGAAAUGCAGCGCAAGGGUAUAGAAGGAAAGGGCCAUAAGAAGUUACUCCAGCUGCUUACAUCUCCAUCGGAAGAGCUUGCCUUGGGAGGAGGAACUGGUGCGCCCCCUCCUGGACGUGCUUCCACUCCCAUUGGUGCCGACUCAAAGGAGGCUGGAGGGAGUAUGACGAGCCCAUCUUCCACAGGUGUAUCUUCAUCAUCUGCUUCAUCAGGAGGCACAACAUCGCAGCAUGGAUCAGGAUGCGUAUCAUCUACAGGCUGUAUCAACCCUUCACUGCAGGAGAAACACAAGAUUCUCCACAAGCUCCUGCAAAAUGGCAACACGCCUGACGAGGUGGCGCGCAUCACUGCCGAGGCCACGGGGAAGGUCACCCUUGGUUCGGAUCACCAGGGUUCAGAUGGCAUGUUUGAGGUCAAGCAAGAACAGCACAGUCCAAAGAAGCCAAAUGCUCUGCUCCACUAUCUUCUGAACAAGGAUGACACCAAGGAGACUGGAAUUGAGGGGAAACCAGGACUGGAUGAGCUGGAGGGUCGUGGGGUUGGUGCAGUAGGAGUUGCAACUACGGACUCCAGCAGCCAGGAGAGCAAGGUCAAAAUGGAGCCACCUGAUGAGUUGCAAAGCCUGGAGAGUAUUCUAGGAGGAUUGAAACCUGGUUCCGGGAUGUACGCUGAUUCUGGAAGCACAGAUGGAGAAAAUAAGAAAGGGAAUGGACCCAACAACACUGCACAUGAUCGUGAGGGUGCAGGGAUGGGCCCAGGGCCUCGAGUGCCCUUCCAGAGAGCAAUGUCUGUGGACAGUAAACCUUUUAGUGGGGCAAGAGGGACAGGCAGGAGAAGUGCCCCCUCCUCUCUCAUUAAACAAGAGAGCUUGGACAGCCACAUAGGCAUGGGAGGUCUUAACAGGCAAAUGGGCAUGAACCAGAUGCCAUCUAUGAUGGGACCAGGUGAUUGGAGGAUGCCAGGUUCUGGGGGCAGUCCAGGGGGCUCUAACGGACACCCAGGUAUGGGUUGUCCAGGCAUGGAUCCAAAUCCCAAGGGAAUGAUGGGAGGUCCCAUGAUGAACCGUUCAAACAGUGUACCAACACCCAGAUCCAUGCUACACCAGCAGUUAAUGGAUAUGGGUCAAAAUGAGAUGGGGAUGAACACAUUCAGAGGGCAGCCACAUCCUCCUCAGUCUCCAUCAUGGCCUGAAUGUGGCAUGGGUAUAGAGGGACCUCCUAAUGCAAACAGCUUACCAUUUAUCAACCCCCUGGACAAUCUGCUUGCUUCUCCAUCCACCACUGAAGGGCAGAGUGACGAACGAGCUCUGCUUGACCAGCUCGACUCCCUCCUUAACAACACAGACAACGUCGGCCUGCAGGAGAUCGAUCGAGCGCUUGGGAUCCCAGACCUCGUUGGCCAGGGCCAAAGCACGGAGCAACCUGCAACUCCUACAGAUGCUUUCCCAGGCCCAUCUCCUGAUUCGUCCAUGAGUAUGGAUCCUAAGGUCAUGUAUGGACCAGGUUAUCCUGGUCCACCGUCAAUGGGCAUGCAGGGAGGCUAUGGGCCCGGACCUGGUCCCACUCCUGGUCCCACUCCUGGUCCCGGUCCUGGUACUGGCCCUGGCCCGGGUCCGGGACCCAUGCAGGGCCAUCCAGGACCUGGCUUUAACCCAAUGAUGCAGCAGAUGGGAGGAAUGGUGGGCAUGAACCCCCGCACUGCCAUGAUGCGUCCACGCAUGGUGAACGCUAAGCAGCCACUCAGACUGCAUCUUCAGCAGAGGCUUCAAGGACAGCAGUUUAUGAACCAGACCAGACAGGGCAUAGCAAUGAAAAUGGAGAAUGCACCAAUGGCAAACCCUGGAGUGAGGCCUGGAAUGCAGCCUGGCAUGCAACCUGGCAUGCAACCAGGCAUGGGAGGACAGCCUGGUUUUGUGAACUCUCAGAUGAUGGCUCAGCGAAAUCGAGAGUUGAUGCAGUUGAGAAGGCAUAGAAUGAUGAUGAUGAUGCAGCAGCAGCAGCAGCAGCAGGCUGCAGCUGGAGGCUUCAGCCCCCCUCCUAAUGUCACUGCUCCCACUGGCAUGGACAACCCCAUGGCAGGAACAGCUAUGAACCAGCCCGGCCAGCAGCCGUUUAACUACGGAGGAAACUAUGCUAUGGGCCAGCAGGGUGACCCCUCGUUCAUGGGCACUGGAAGCAGCCCUCCGAAUAUGAUGGCUGGACGUAUGGGGGGCCCACAGAAUCCCAUGAUGCAGCAGCACCCUCAGAGCGGGCCCAUGUACCAGUCAGCAGAAAUGAAGGGAUGGGGACCGGGUGGCAUGCCCAUAAACAAUUCAUACCCUCAGCAGCAACAGCAGCAGCAGCAGUUCUCCCAGCAGGGGGCACCAGCGCAGUAUGGGGGCAUGAUGAUGAACGGAGCCAUGCAGGGAGGAGUGAACGGGCCAGGACAGAUGAUGCCGAUGCAAGGGCAGAUGGGAAUGAACCCCAUGGGCAUGGGUCGCAUGCCAAUGGGUCCUGAUCAGAAAUACUGAAGCAGGACACCGUUUCAGCAAGAGAGUAAAGCCGAGCAGAGUCAUGAGAGCAGACACACAGCAUCGCCCAGCUCCAGCUGCAAAUGGACAAGCUGGACAACGAGGACAGAGGACUCGUCCACAUCACUGUGUUUUAAAUACACCCUUGAAGCAUUUGUGUGUGCCCCCAGAAUAGUAUUUGAGUGCAACGCUCUGUCGAUCUGCAGCCAAACACGUGCUCUUAUGUGAAGCUGUGUGUGUGUGUGUGUGUGUGUGUGUGUGUGAGUGAGAGAGAGAGAGAGAAAUGAUACUUCACCACCAGAGGGUGCUUUUCUCUUGCUGUGGAACUGCCCUGGUGCUGGGUGGGGAUGCACUUUAUCCCAAGGCUAAUAAGGAAAAGAAUAUCUGCAAUAUGUCUUGCUCGUUCUAAGCCUUAUUUAAAGACUCUAUAUGUUCAGAAAUGACUUUCUUGGUGACAAUACAUGUUUUAGCAGAACCUUGCUUUCAGGACAGACUGCUCCAGUUCCACACUAUAUGCAGCUACGAGCAAUAAUCCUCUUCUCUAUGCCAUAUAUGUUAAAAAUGGUGCACCAUUUAAAAGAACAGAGCAAAAGGUACUGCAGUAUUAACUGGGCUUUUUGUUUUAUAUGUGAAUAAGAACAGACUUGUACAUGCUGUACGCUCCAAAUGUAUCAUAUUGUGCCCUUAUUAUAAUACUGUACAUUUUUGCACAGAUUUGGCCCGUGUGAGGUCCAGCAUAUUAUAUUUUAGGUCAAUAUUGCUUUGGGUGUUAAUUCUAUUUUAACUUUCUCAAAGGGAAAAACAUUUUUAAAAAAGAUUUUUAUCUUUUUCUGAUCUAGCCUCGUUUUCUUUACAGUAUUGCAGUGAUGACAGCCAUUUGUUUUGGGAGGGCACUUUUUUCUUUUCUUUUUUUUUUCCCUGUGGAAAUGAAACAGAUAAAUCCUAUCUGAUCAAGCAGUUACAUUAAGAAGACAUCAUGGUUUUUGUUUGUGAUUUUAUCUGUGCGUUUUAUGGACACGGUUGUAAAUUUCAGUAAAAGACGGUUAUUUGCUCGGCCUUUCUCUGUGAGCUAGCUGUUACUAUCAUUGACGGUUUCACUUGUAAGCGCUGGGUCUUUAUAAAUCUACCUUUAAAAAUUGCACAAUCCAAAGAUAUAGAUGUUUCGUUGCUUUGCUGAAUUUUUUUUUUUUUUUUUUACCAUACCAGUAGUCUUUUUCUGUGUGAAAUAAACAGCGCAAGGUACAUAUCAUAUAAGCUUAUCAUUAUGAUUUUGUACUACAUGCUGUACCCAAUUCUUUUUUCUUUUCAAGGCCAGUUCAUAGAGCUCUUUUUUUUUUUUUUUUUUUUUUUUUUUACAAGAAAUAACAAAAAAACAAACAAAAAAAAACAAA